Molecule: messenger RNA, 1718 nt
Organism: Cherax quadricarinatus
Lineage: Eukaryota; Metazoa; Arthropoda; Malacostraca; Decapoda; Parastacidae
Product: C-C chemokine receptor type 8
Biological process (GO): G protein-coupled receptor signaling pathway
Cellular component (GO): membrane
Molecular function (GO): G protein-coupled receptor activity
Source: RefSeq, a predicted model, not a curated record
ACUAUCAACUGUACCGAGGUGAACUGUCAUAAGUGCUACGAGAUGGGCAUCUACGAGCUCAACGAGCCAGUUACACCACCUCACCUCAUCAGGUUCGCCGUCGUGCACUGCUACAUCGUCUUCAUCCUGGGUACACUCUAGUGCAGACUCAGUGCCCUCAGACUAUUAUCUGGGACUGUAGGGCUCGUAAUUACAAAAUGUUCACUUCACCGAAACCAGAGAGUGACAUAGACAGAGGACUCAUCCUUAAAAAACAACUCACACUACAGGUUAUGUUAUACCCCCUCUCCCCAGAAGCCAAUAUUACAUCUAGCCUCAUCAAAGACUUGAACAAGAAUAAAGACAACCGCCAGGACCCGGACAACGCAGGUAACGGAGUUGCAGUGUACUGUGUGGUGACUUGUACCAAGACCAAGCCAGCAGUGAAGGUACUGUUGUGCAGCGUGUUUGUGCCCAUUUUGGUGCUGUGCCUGGUGACCAAGCCUGCCCUGGCAGAGAUGCUCAUGGCUAUCCUCACCUGUGAUGACACCAGAACGCCCAAAAUGUUCAGGGUGGUGACCUCAUUGCUAUACAGCGGCCUCGCCCAAAUGGAACUCUUGUCUAUUGCUACUAUCUCAGUCGUUAGAGCCGUGGCUGUGUGGUCGUCCAGGAGACAUACAAUGACACUGAGAGCCGCCUUACUGCUGGUCCUUGUCAUCACUCUCUACUCUACCCUCAUGGCUGUGGGUCUGCUGGGUUCGUUGACUCUGGGUUACCUGGAGGGUCACCAGGUGAGGCGAGGCACCAGUGUACUCUAUUUUUUCCUAAAAACAAUGCUGCCCUUCCUGGUCACUGCAGUGUGUUACGCCUUCAUGAUGCAUGCUUUGUAUCGCAACCAUCGACGUCUGUCCAGCAUUCAACACUCUUCCAACGUGAACAGAGUGGUUGACCAGGCAACACGGGCCAUGUUGGCAGUCUUCAUCUGCAACCUCCUCUUCGGCUUCCCUCACUCGGUCUUCCACCUCCUGGACAAGCCAUCACACACCUCAGAUAUUCUAUGCCACAUCCUGUUCUAUACUCACUUCAUCGUGGAUCCGGUCGUGUUUGUGUGGUUCAACCGGAGCUACCGUCAUCGCAUUGGGGAAGGUGUGCGUGCGGGUGUGGCCUGUGUGACACAGUGUUUUCCCCGCACCAAGAGUGUGCCCUGCGCCACACCGAACACCACCUCCAACAACCUGGCCUCCUAUAUAGCAUCCAUGGACCAAAUAUCUUCAAUAACCAGUCAGACAAAGUGAAGAUCUCCACUGAUAAAUCUGAGAGGCUAGAUCCAAAUGGCGUAGUGAAGGAAAGACACAGGUUACAGAACAAACUUUUAUUGGGACAACGUUUUACUCGGUCAUGGUAAAACAGAGUGAAACAUUGUCCCAAUAAAAGUUUGUCCCUUAACCUGUCUUCUUCCCUACUCAGACAACUGUGAUAGAAGCUGUUAAGCAUAUUUACCUGCAUAUUUCAUAAUUGUGUAUAAAUGUAUCAACGACAGCUACCUAUUUAUUGCUAGGUGAACAGGGGCAACGUAUGUAAGAUUUGCCCGUACGUCUCACUCUGCCUAGGAUUCGAACCCAGGAUCUUUUGGUUGUAAGCAGGACGUUUACUGCUUACGUAAUGAGCAUAUAAUAAGUUUGGCACCACUUCAAGAAUGUUGACCAUCAUCUUUACUCUAAACUGCUCUCCACAUACAA